Molecule: messenger RNA, 1931 nt
Organism: Cucumis melo (muskmelon)
Lineage: Eukaryota; Viridiplantae; Streptophyta; Magnoliopsida; Cucurbitales; Cucurbitaceae
Product: protein ALTERED XYLOGLUCAN 9
Exons: 1
Coding region: 420-1514 (364 amino acids)
Biological process (GO): carbohydrate metabolic process
Cellular component (GO): Golgi apparatus
Molecular function (GO): acetyltransferase activity
Source: RefSeq, a predicted model, not a curated record
AACAAGUAAUUUUUUCUUUAAACUUCCCUUCGUAUUAAAGCCUCACAUAUUAAAACCCCCCAUCACCGGAGCUUAUAAGCUACUCCUACCUUCCGGCGAGACCACCGGCCACCGACGAACUUUCUCAAUAAACCUCUCUUUGGAUCACAACCGACGGUAUGUAAUUUUUUGUUCUCCUAAAUUGAUAGGUUCCUUAUUUUUCAAGCCAAAAACCUCCCCACCAACCUCUCUCAAUCUCUGGACCUAUUUUAUGGAUCUCCCUAACAAAGGAAUCGAAGAUUCUUAAUGAACACAACAUACCCAGAAAUACCCACAUCCCAAAACUCCGUUUACCCAUCAAAAUCCGCGUCUGAAACCAGAUCAUUUGGUUCUGUCGAGGGGACUUUUGUUGAGGCGAGGUUGGAAAUUGGGGUUUUAUUAUGUUAGGCGGUGUUCAAUUGGGUAUUUUAGCUGCGUGUAUUGUGUUGUUCGUGCCGAUGGGAAUGGCUGGAUGGCAUUUAAGCCGUAAUAAGAUGCUGUUCUUCAGCGGUGCGCUUUUCAUUACACUCGCAAUCGGUGUUCAUCUCACUCCUUACAUCCCUUCGGUUUCUGAUUUCGUUACCACUGUUUCUUCUGUUGUUGUUUUCGAUAGUCGAGCCUCGUGUGUUUCUCAGUUACAUGAAGUUGUGUGGGAUGUCAAACAGAGCGAUGGAUUUAACCCUUUGAGUAAUAACUCUGUUAAUUAUGAGAAAUCGUGGAAAUGGGGAAGAUCUGCUUCUGUUAUUGCUUGUGAUUUUCAGAAAUUGGCUCCCACGGAUGUUGCUGAUUUGCUUAAUGGAUCGUGGGUUGUUAUCGCCGGUGACUCACAGGCGAGAUUGAUGGCUCUGUCACUGCUGGAUUUGACGUUGGAUUCUCAAAGAAUGGAAGCUGUUAGAGGCGAUCUGUUCAAACGGCAUAGUAAUUACCAAAUUCUGAUUAGCGAAACUGGGAUGAAAUUGGAUUUCAUUUGGGCUCCUUAUGCUUCUAAUUUGACUGAUUUAAUGGGGGAAUUCAAGCAAAAUCGUAGCUACCCUGAUGUUAUAAUCAUGGGGUCUGGAUUAUGGCAUAUGCUUCAUUUUACUAAUGCAUCAGAUUUUGGAUUUUCUUUGGAAUCACUGAGAAGUUCUGUUGUUUCUCUGAUUCCAUUGACUCCAGAACUUGGUUCUGAAGGGCCUUUGACGGGUUCUGUAUCCAUUAGAACCCCACACUUGUUCUGGAUCGGAAUGCCGACACUGAUUAACUCCAUGUUAAACACUGAGGAGAAGAGGAAGAAAAUGACUGAUACAAUGAGGGCAGCUUAUGACGCAGCUCUUGGCGAUAGCAAGCUUCUUCGCUCGUCUGGUGGCCCCCUCUUGUUGCUGGACAUUGAAACUUUGAGUUGGAAUUGUGGAGUCCGAUGCACAGUGGACGGGAUGCAUUAUGAUGGUGUUGUAUAUGAAGCUGCCAUUCAUAUUAUGCUUAAUGCUUUACUUAUUGAAUCUCAUCAGAAGCUGUGAAACAGAAGGAAGUUGAGAUUCCAUUGAUGCUUUGUAGAAGAGUUCGUUUUCCAGGAUUCUCUAACACUUAAGUUCUUAAGAUGAGAGGUGAAUUCUACCCCUUUUUCACUAUUCUCUGUUUUCUUAGUUGAUUUCGUGAGAUUAGGAGUUCCACUAUUCUUUGUUUUUUUCGCCCUCCGGUUAAUGUAAUAACUCAUAGAAACUCAUUUCAUAAAUGAUAGGCCACAACAAUUAUAUUGUAUAGUUUUGGAAUGGUUCAUCAUUCAUAAAUUCUUUAGGAAUGUUGUUUGAUUGAUAAAUCCCUUAAAAAUAUAGCCUGCCAAAGUCAUGGUGGUUUAUAUUUCUUAGAGAAUUGUAUAUAUCUGGACAAGAUGUGACAUUUUUUUGUUCAAUCAAUAAACAAUACUUCUUUGUAUA